UUGUCGCGCUUUAGCAGAAGACUCGACGCUGUCAAGGUAACGCGCACGCUGGGGCACCGUCAUUCACGUCAGUCGUUGGCAGAAAAUAGCCGCCUGAGCGAUUCACGCAAUGUAACAAUACAGAGGGACGGCAAAAUACGGACCGAAAUCAGAGAGACGCCGCGCCAGCGCUUGAUAAACACAGCAGUAGUCAGUCAUGCCGCUGGUGAAGAGGAGUAUCGAGCCCAAGCAUUUGUGUCGAGGAGCUCUGCCUGAUGGAGUGCCCAGUGAGCUGGAGUGUGUCACCAACAGCACCCUGGCGGCCAUCAUCAAACAACUGGGCAGCCUGAGUCGUCACGCAGAGGACAUCUUUGGAGAGCUGUUUAAUGAAGCCAACCGUUUCUACAUGCGUAUGAAUAACCUGCAAGAGAGAGUGGACCUGCUGGCUAUCAAAGUGACCCAACUGGACUCCACCGUGGAAGAGGUCUCUCUGCAAGAUAUCAACAUGAGGAAGGCCUUCAAGAGCUCCACCAUUCAGGACCAACAGGUGGUUUCCAGAAACUCAAUCCCAAAUCCUGUCCUGGAGCUCUACCACCGUGGAGACAAACCUCCCCCUCUCAAUAUUCUCAGCCCUUACAGAGAUGAUAAGAAGGACGCACUGAAGUUCUACACAGACCCCUCCUACUUCUUUAACCUCUGGAGGGAGAAAAUGCUGCAAGCCACAGAGGACAAGAGAAAAGAAAAGAGGAGACAGAAGACCAGCGGCUCAGGCCAGACUCACUCUGACAAGUCCCACUCCAGGCAGGCCCUUCUCAGAAGCCCCCUCCUAUCCUCCGAGCAGCAGAAACAAGUGGAGGACCCCAGUCGUGAGGUGAAAAAGGUUCGUAAGGCUCGGAAUCGUAGGCAGGAGUGGAACGUAAUGGCGUAUGAUAAGGAGUUCCGCCCAGACACCCGCUUCACGCCUUCUCCGUACCAUGGCAUGUCCUCUGAGAGCUCACUUUCACCAGACAACAGGUCGGUUACCUCAGACAUGGGUGAGCACUCUUACCCAGGCAGCCCCAAUCACCCAGCUCAGCAGAUGGCCGUGGCCAGCGCCUACUCCGCUGCCAAUGGCAAAGAUCACCUCAUGGCACCCUCUCAUGUCCAGACCCAGUCCCUGGACCGUGUAUAUCGGCCGGCCACUUCCUCCUCCGCUCCACCUGCGAGACAGACCAUUGGCAGGGUUCAGACGUCCCAUGGACAACCAGUCACAGACCCUGCUCUCAACGGGCCACGUCCCCUGCAGGCUAAAGACUACAGUGGUCAGCAGUCUCAACAUCGAGAGUAUUUCGUACCUCCUGCUCCUCCUCCACCUCCUCCUAUCAUUCCUUCCGCCCAGACUGCCUUUGACAGUCCCACUGGCCCCUCCUCUGCCCCGGCCAGUGCUAUGCCAUCUCUUUCCCAGACCUACAACGUUUCUCCUCCAACCCCUGCCCUCCCUGCUUCCUACACCCCUUCCCCAACCCAUCAUCCUCCCGCAGCCCCCCCUCCACCUCCACCUGGGCUGCCCACACACCCCCACCCGCACCCUCACUCACACACCAUGCCCACUGUCCCUGCGGAAGCACCAGUUGUCCCCAGGAAGGGCCAGAUACCUCUCAUCCCAAUGAGCGACGCACGCAGCGACCUGCUGGCGGCCAUCAGACGAGGGAUCCAGCUGCGUAAGGUGCAGGAACAGCGGGAGCAGGAAGCGAAGAAGGAGCCAGUUGGGAACGAUGUGGCCACUAUAUUAUCCCGUCGCAUCGCCGUGGAGUACAGCGAAUCUGAUGAAGACUCUGAGCUGGAUGAAAAUGAGUGGUCAGACUGAGACAUUGAAAACAACAAUAGAGGAAUAAAAAAAAAAACCAUGAAAUAAGAAUUAGAGUGUAGGUUUCAGAGAACAGAAUAAUCACAACUAAUGUAGCAUGCCGAUGUCUGUCUGCACUAAAAUAACACGGCUCCUGUGUUUAAAAAAUAAGGGCUGCGUAACUACAAAGUCUCAAAGAGACCGAACCAGAAACUUUUGAAUUUUCGAUUGUACAUCUUAAACUGAAGCCUUGACAGUGAAGUUUAAUCAGAGUUUUGACCCCAACAAUGUCUAACGAACAAUGUGCGUUAGAGAUCAUUGGCCGGUUGCAUAAACUGCUUAGACUAGUCUUAAAAGUUAGACACCUGAUUUUUUUUCUGCAAGACUGGUCAUCAUUUUUAGAAGUCAGUUACAUAAACGCAUAGAUUGAUCUAAUUUGAAUCUGAAAAGUAAGACUGAUAACCACUUGGUUAACUAGUUCUUAAGACACAGUCUUAACAUGGUGACUAUGUUUAUGCAACUGGCCCCUGCUCAUCUACAAAGUGGGCUUGAGUCCACUGCCUUGACACUAUUCAUCAAUUACUCUGAAUGUGGGGGUCCUACCAUCUGUCCUCUCUACUGCACUCUUUCUCUCACUCUCACUAACUUUAGAACAUGACCAUAUUAGAACAGCCAGCUGGAUCAUGCAAUGUUCAUUUUAGUCCUACUCGCCCAGGACUACAACUUAAAGGUCAGACAAAAUAGUCGUAAAUGUAUUUGGGGCUAAUAUAUUAAGCAUUUACCUAAACAUUUUCAUGUCUAAGCCCAAAGAAACAGCUGCAUUUUGAUAUCUUGAAUGCAUGUUUGACCGAGUAUCAAGCAGAUAACAAACCAGUUGAAAUUACAAUUGCAAGUCAAAAAAACCAAUAUUAUUGAGCGAUUUGCUCCGAUAGAGCACAAAAACACACAGUAGAUGUUUAGUUAGAUUUUCGUUUGUUGAUUCAAAUUUAUAAAAAGUUACUCGUGUUUGCAUUCCAAGUAUCGCAGCUUAUUGAAUAGCAUGGAUGGACAAUCUGAAUCUGAAAACUGUAUCAAGGGCGUGUAAGAAAAAUUACAAUUCUGCUGGGAAUAUAACACAUUUUCUGACUCUAAAGGAUGGUGGGAGGCUUAGUGGUGAUGUUUUAUAUACUUUAUUGGUGACACUAUUUCCCCAAAUGUGAUUAAUUUAAAUAAUUGAACCCAUUUUGAUGGGUUGGAAUGAUUUUUAGGGCUUCAUUUGCUUUCUUGGCUUCAAGUAAAAAGAUACUAUAUUGGUGCAUUCUGAAUCCACCAAUACACAAUAACAAAUUGUGAUUGCUGCUACCUGUAGGGAAUUACUUGUAGUGCAACUGCAAAAGACAACAGAACUGGGCUCUUAUUCAUCUAUAGGCUCAUUAAACACAAUACUUUAAUACUCUGUUUUGAGGUUCAAGUGGUGCUGUGUUAGUAGUCAGAAUCUCUUUCUUUGUUUUGUUUUCCUCCUGGUCUUUUCAGGGAUGGAAGAAAAAAAAACUCCUAGUUAUCUGUGUCUUUUUAAAUGGAUACAGUGCGUGGCCGUCUGUUCCCUAAAGGAUCAAACCAUUCACUUGUCAGUCAUCGCACUAUAACCACAGUAGAUGUCACUGCAUUCUUACCAAGGCAACAAGCACAGCAUAAUUAAGCAGGCAACAAUGAAGACAGCUGUGCUCUUACCUGUUUGACCUGGUAAUGUGUACCCAUAAACACUAAUAGAAAUUAACAUUGUGCACUGUAAUUGAUGAACAGCUGGUUUGGGGUCUGUUUUUUUGUUUUUUUUUGCUAGUGUUUUUAAUUUUGAACCAUCUUGCUCUCUGAGGCAUUUGAAAUACUAUAUAUGCUAAUUUGUACAGAAUAAGAGCACUUACGUAUUUUAGCUUUUAUUUUCUAUUUAUUUAGUUAAAUGUGUCACUCACUGCACAAAUAGGGAGGCUUCGAGUUUAACCUCUCCCAACUUAACAGCUAUCAUGAGCUGUGUUUAGCCUGUGUUUUGUAUGUAAAGAAUUAAGUCCUUUAUGUUUUAAACAGUGUGAUGUAUAGAAGUUUGUUAAAAUGGCAGAACUUUGAAUUAUAUAGAUAAGAAACAGUAUGAAAAUCAGUGCAUCAAAAAAACAAAAACAAUAUACUGUAGGCAAAUGCUGCAUGCAUGUACGGAGUGCCAUUAAAGUGCUUCUUAAAAUAUUCCUCAGUGUGGUUUGUGGCAACAUUUAAUAUU
Messenger RNA from Sinocyclocheilus anshuiensis, 4052 nucleotides. Its product is annotated as wiskott-Aldrich syndrome protein family member 3-like. The transcript is spliced from 10 exons. Gene Ontology annotation, biological process: actin cytoskeleton organization; positive regulation of Arp2/3 complex-mediated actin nucleation. Lineage: Eukaryota; Metazoa; Chordata; Actinopteri; Cypriniformes; Cyprinidae. Gene Ontology annotation, cellular component: cytoskeleton; lamellipodium; SCAR complex. The coding region runs from base 197 to 1825 and encodes 542 amino acids. Gene Ontology annotation, molecular function: actin binding; Arp2/3 complex binding; protein kinase A regulatory subunit binding. The record is from RefSeq and is a predicted model, not a curated record.